CUUUUUUCCACAUUUGCCUGGGCAGCCGCGCUUGGAACCUCGUCCGCCGUCGGACACGCACGAGGCCAUGCAGCGCUUCCCAGAGGUGGCAGAGCUGCAGCAGGUCAAAGACCUGUGCUGCAGCAGCGGGCUGAAGCAGAUCCCGGUGCAGGAAGGCCUGGCCUUCCUGGCGAAUCGACCUUCGUUGUCCAAGAGCCAGUUUCUGGCGAGCUAUGCUGAGCUCUUGCAGUCGAAGGGCAUCCAGGUGCCUUUGGAGGUGCAGGAGGAUGUCUUCGACCUUUUCGACCAUGACAGGAAUGGAGUGGUGGAUAUGAUGGAGCUCAUCCCCGGCAUUUCGCUCUUCUGCGGGGGAACGGAUGAGGAGAAAGUUCAGGCUGUGUUCCGCGCCUACGGCAACUGCGAUGGGGCCAUCUCCAUCGCAGAGAUGUCCGCGUUCAUGAGCUCCGUGUUCCGAGUGGGGCUCACCCCGAAGCUGCUUGCUGCCAUCAACUCCCAGGGCCUCCAAGUGGAGUCACCUGAGGAGCUCGCGUACUUCACGGCCUUGGAGUGCUUCCAAGAGGCGGACCUGACCAAGGACGGGCACCUGACUUUGGACCAGUUCAAGGCGUGGUUCUUCUCCCCGCAGAACGACCCCGCGCUCUUCCUGCCGCGCUUCACCGAGACCGCUGUGUGAUGGCGAUGAAUGGGCUAUGGCGAUCCCCGCGAAUGGUUGAGCCCCA
Molecule: messenger RNA, 719 nt
Organism: Effrenium voratum
Lineage: Eukaryota; Dinophyceae; Suessiales; Symbiodiniaceae
Source: the annotation of a GenBank genome assembly